AUUUCCAAACUAAUUUCCUUGCAUAAUUGUUUAAAAUGGAUGAGAAAUUUUUAAGAAAAAAGUCAUUUGCAUUACCGAAAGUUAAUCCAUUUAUUCAUGACCUUCAAUUAUCAAUGAAAGACAAACUGCAGAUCUUGGUCAUGUCUUUUACACUUGCACCGAUUCGACUAUUCCUGAUAUUUAUUCUUCUAAUUUUUGCAUGGUUAAUUGCAUUCAUAUCUACGUUGGGUCUGGAUAUUGAUUCUAAAAAACCAGUUCGAUCAUGGAGGAGAUUCUUAUUCCAAUUGGUUACGAUUUUUGGACGCAUGCAGUUCUUCUGUAUGGGAUUCUUAUGGGUCAAUAUCAAAGGUGAACGUGCAUCUCACAAAGAAGCUAGAGUAAUUGUUGCAGCUCCACAUGCAUCAUUCUUCGAUGCUCUACUCUGGUUUUGCACUCUACCUUUACCAUCCUGCCUGUCUCGUGCAGAGAACAAGCAAGCUCCAAUUAUCGGAACCUUGUUGAAAACAUUGCAGCCGGUUCUUGUCGUUCGACAUGAUCCUGAAUCAAGAAAAAAGACAAUUCAAGAAAUUCACCGCCGUGCGUCAUCACAAAAUGAGUGGCCACAGAUUAUUGUAUUUCCAGAAGGGACUUGCACUAAUGGAAAAGCACUAAUUACCUUUAAAGCUGGUGCUUUUAUUCCUGGAGUUCCUGUGCAACCAGUAUUGAUACGGUACCCUAACUAUUUGGAUACUUUUACUUGGACAAUGAAUGGACCUGGAGGAUUGACACUCUUAUGGUAUUCUUUGUGUCAGUUUUACAUCCGAUUCCAGGUUGAGUUCCUUCCUGUAUAUACACCCUCAGAUGAGGAAAUAGACGAUCCGAAGUUGUAUGCUGAAAAUGUCCGCUUUUUAAUGGCUCAGGCAUUGAAUGUACCUUGCACUGAACACACAUUUGAAGAUUGUCGUUUAAUGUCCCAAGCAAAAUCUAAAGAUUUGCCAAUGGAAGCUGGCCUUGUGGAAUUUUCGAAGCUGAGCAAAAAAUUAGGGAUUGAUAUAAAUGAGAUGAAUGAAAUGCUGGAUGAGUUUGCGUUGAAAUCAAGAUCGUGUAAGGAUGGUUUGAUGGGAAUUGAGGAAUUUGCUGAACUUUUGUGUCUUCCAAUUACUGAGCCUUUGAAAGAACUCUUCAAUUUGUAUGAUAGGGAUGGAAGUGGUAAGCUGGAUUUUCGGGAAUAUGUAAUCGGAAUGUCACUACUUUCUCAUGCUGCAGUUACAGAGAAGUCUAUCAAAAUAGCUUUCAAGGUUUUUGACAGAAAUGGAGACGGUACGGUGACACAUGAUGAAUUGGAUCACGUACUUAAGUCUGUGUUUGGUCAUGAUUUUGAAACACGUAAUAUUUAUGAUAAAAUUGAUCAGGAGAACAAAGGAAGAAUAACCUUCGAUGAAUUUUACGCAUUUGUCAAGAAACGCCCAGAAUAUGCAAAGUUAUUCAUGACAUAUGCAGACCUGGAACAGGAUGAUAUGCCGCAAGAUAAAAUACAUAAUAUUACUCAGAGACGAGCAAGUCAUGCACUUGCUGGAUCAUCAAUUUUAUCAAAUGUCCAAUACAGUAAUCAAGGAGCUAAUGCAAUUCUGAAAGAGAAAAAGGAUGAAUAGAGACUAUAUAUUUGCUUGAAAACCAUCAUUAAAAAUUUGAUUUCCAAGAAUAAAUAUUCAUAAAACUGUGAGAUGCGCAAAAAAAUAGAAUUUUUUUUUGUUUUUGAAAUUGAUAGAUUUAUUCAAAAUAAUUUUUUUUUAUAUUUAUUUAAAAUGCCCCUUGCAUUCUUCUGCCUUGUAACAAAAAUGUUUUUUUAUAAAGUUAUUGCAAUGAUUUCUUAUUAUUUUACCUGUGAAAACUUAGGAAAGGUUGUUUAAUGAAUAAGUUCGUUUGAAGUAAUUCCCAAAUUGAACCGAAGACGCAUCAAAUUAAAUGCAAUUUUGACUUCAUUAGUAUGACAUCUUUCUUCAAAGCACCAGUGUCUCAUGGCGAUUUUGAAUAUAUGUACGUUCAUGUAUAAAUGUGGCAUGUUUUUCUAUAAUUCAGAGUAUUCUGUAAUAGGCUUCUCACAUUUUUGUCAUAUUUGUUGUUAUAUUCACAUACGUUAUUCUGUCACUGAUAAUGUGUAUAUUUAUGGACUCAUUCUGACUUUGCAGUUUUCAUCUUUGAGCGUAUAUUCAUCUGUAAUAAGUAAUUCAAGUUUUUAAUUUUCAUGUAAAAAUAAAUGUUCUUAUCAUU
Styela clava is the source of this 2250-nucleotide messenger RNA. RefSeq names its product lysophosphatidylcholine acyltransferase 2-like. The record is from RefSeq and is a predicted model, not a curated record. Gene Ontology annotation, cellular component: endoplasmic reticulum. NCBI's taxonomy places the organism in Eukaryota, Metazoa, Chordata, Ascidiacea, Stolidobranchia, Styelidae. Gene Ontology annotation, molecular function: lysophosphatidic acid acyltransferase activity; calcium ion binding.